AUGGCUGUACAAAAGGACCACUGGUAUGACAGGGCACUCCUCAUCCUUCUCUCUAGUCUCACAGUUUCUGUGCAGCAGACAGAUGGUGUAACCACGGUGAAGCUGGAGGAGGGGAUGGUUCUAGAGUGUGUGUGUCCAUGGGAAGGGAGCCUCAUCAUGGUCUCCUGGACCAAACUGAUCCGAUUCGAUAAGGUCCCCAUAGCCGUGUACCACCCUGAGUACGAGCUGUCCAUUUCCCAGUCCUACCAGACCAGGAUCCAGUUCCUGAAGACCACACCCAUGGACGGCAGUAUCACCAUCACUAACGUCAGCCAGGAGGACACUGGGGUUUACCACUGCUCUGUUCAAACCUUCCCCAGGGGAUCCUGGGCCAGAGAUAUAUUGGUGGAGGAGGAUGAUGCAGAUGAAGAUCAAGAAGAAAUGGACCUCCACACCAGAGAACCAGAACCUAGCCCAGGUGAGAGGUCAGAGUUUAAACAUGACCAGGUCAAUUAG
Oncorhynchus gorbuscha (pink salmon) is the source of this 495-nucleotide messenger RNA. RefSeq names its product CD226 antigen-like. NCBI's taxonomy places the organism in Eukaryota, Metazoa, Chordata, Actinopteri, Salmoniformes, Salmonidae. The record is from RefSeq and is a predicted model, not a curated record. Gene Ontology annotation, cellular component: external side of plasma membrane. The transcript has 3 exons. Gene Ontology annotation, biological process: positive regulation of type II interferon production; positive regulation of T cell receptor signaling pathway; positive regulation of immunoglobulin mediated immune response. The coding region runs from base 1 to 495 and encodes 164 amino acids.